Molecule: messenger RNA, 3272 nt
Organism: Exophiala viscosa
Lineage: Eukaryota; Fungi; Ascomycota; Eurotiomycetes; Chaetothyriales; Herpotrichiellaceae
Product: transcription initiation factor
Exons: 1
Coding region: 107-3058 (983 amino acids)
Biological process (GO): transcription by RNA polymerase III; transcription preinitiation complex assembly; DNA-templated transcription initiation
Cellular component (GO): transcription preinitiation complex; nucleus; transcription factor TFIIIB complex
Molecular function (GO): RNA polymerase III type 3 promoter sequence-specific DNA binding; TBP-class protein binding; RNA polymerase III general transcription initiation factor activity
Source: RefSeq, a predicted model, not a curated record
AUGCCUAUGCAUAGUAUGCUCACAGACAGCCUACCACAUCAUAUUCAGACUCCUUGAACCUCAUUUACCACUUGAACCUUAUAUACCAAGAGACACAUAACUCAAAAUGUCCCUCAAACCGCCUCCACCAAAACCUCGUGCCGGUCAACACCGGAAAUCGGCCUAUCGUGGACCUCGUAUCGAUGGCCUGGGCAGUCCAGCGCCUCCUUCUCUACGACAGCCAUCACCAAGCUUUACACGUGCAUCAACCCCUCGUCGCACUGGUCCGAAGUCCUUGAAAUGUUCUAAUCCCCACUGCCCGAACCCAAACAUCGUGGAGAGUGAACAAGGUCUCAUUUGCGACACCUGUGGUGCUGUCGCCCAAGAAGAGUCUGGCCUUGUCAGCGAGCAAGGUUUCGGCGAGACCGAAUCAGGUCGCAUUACGGCUCUCGGUGCCCAUGUUGGUGAACAUCAAACUCAUCAGCGAACUUAUGCCCCUGGCGGUGGUUUGUUGGGGCAUGCUGGUCGCGAACCCACCGUCAACCGAGACAGAUCCGAAGCCCACGCCAAAACUGUCAUGCAGUCGUACCAGACGCUUCUGGGUGUUAGGUUGACCGAGGUGGAUGCUGGCAUGCAGAUCUUCCGACUGGCAUGGGCCAACUCCUUUGUGCAGGGCAGGACUAUCGAUAGCGUUGCAGUGGUCUGUCUGUACCUCGCGUGUCGCCGCAAGCAUGAACAGAUCAACAAGGAACGCCGACCAAUGUACAGCCUCAUGUUGAUAGACUUCGCCGAGAAGCUAAACAUCGAUGUCUUCGCCUUGGGCAAAAUGUACACAGAUCUGGUUCGCAAGUUAUACCUUCAGCCUGACGGAAGUGUUCAGGCCGAUGUCAGCGGAGACCUGAUGGCCAUGGGACCUGAAGUGCUCGUGAGCCGGUUCGUUGACCAACUCGAAUUCGACAAAGUGCACCGUGAUAAGAUCAAAAUGGAUGCCAUCAGAAUUGUCCAGCGAAUGAAGCGAGACUGGAUGUCGACAGGACGAAGACCUGCAGGAGUUUGUGGCGCAGCCAUCAUCUUAGCCGCCAGAAUGAACAAUUAUCGUCGUACCACAAGAGAGGUUGUUCUCACCGCCAAAGUCACCGAAAUCACCAUCAACAAACGUCUAGAAGAGUUCCAGGAAACGGCCAGCAGCCAGCUCUCGGUCAGCCAAUUCAGAAACAACGAACUACUUGAUUCUUUGGUGCCAGCCGACCCGCCUUCGUACCAGCGUGGGCUUAACCCAAAACCGAAGAAGAAGAGAGGUCGUCCGAGGAAGAACCCGCUCCCAGAGACAGCUGAUGAGAUCGAGGGUGACGGAACGACUCCUGGGCCACAGCAAACAGGAAAUACAGAUGAUGGUCAACCUCCAGCAAAGCGUGCUCGCCUCGACCAAGAUGCCGAUCGCGAGGGAGAUGGCCGCCGCGAUCUGGAAGGCUUCAGAAUUCCUGCCAUCCCACAGCGACAGACGCCCAUUGACCCGGCUUUGACAUCAGUUAGCGUGGCUGCGACAUCCUCUUCGGACGGAGACGCCACCAAAACACGAGGCUCUGGUAGGCCACCUGGUGCUCGAAAUUGGCAAGCACCACCAGUCCUGAAUGCCGAAAUUGCCAUUGAAAACGAGCUAGAGCAGGACGUAUUGGCAGCAUUCCAAGACAAUCCGGAGCUAGAUCCGACCGGCGCAUACGCUGCUGAUUUACAAGAACAAUAUGCCAAUGCUGGAGCCCUACCGACACAGCCCAUCGAGGACAUACCGCUGCCCGACCUCAACCCUCUGGGACCAACAGCUCUCGGUAACAGCAAGGACAAAACGCCCGGCCCGCCUGUGGACACGAACCAAGGAAACCUCGGCCAUGUGUCUCUAUCGCCGACGCUCAAGCCCAACGAGUUUGACGACGACGAGGAUGUAUCGAGCUGCCUCCUCAGCGAGGAUGAAGCUCGCAUCAAAGAGCGAGUCUGGGUAAGCAUGAACGCCGACUGGCUGCGUCAUGAUCACGCAAAGCGCAUCAAGCAGGAGCUCAAGGAGGCGGACAUGCGCGCGCGUGGUCUCGACCCGGCAAAGGAAGCGCUCAAGGCGAGCAUAGCCAAGACCAAGCGCAAAGACGGCACCAAGAAGCCCGGCAGGAGAGGCGACGUGAGCUAUCUGAACGAGCGGGAAAAGGUCGGUGCUGAAGGAGGUGCAGAGGGAGAUGACGGAGAGUUCAGUCGCGCCGACCGCGAACGUAGUGCCGCCGAGUCGGUACGGAAGAUGUUCCAGACCCGCGGCGUGUUUUCCCGACGGAUUAAUUACGAUGUGGUUGAUUCCAUCUAUGGCAUCGACAGUGCCGACAGCGCAGAUUCACGCAGCGUCAGUCGCAGUCAGAGUGUGGCCAGCGAGGUUCCGGGACAGGACGCUAGGGAAGGCAGUGUCGCAAGGUCCGUCACGGAGACCGUCCUUGGCGCAGAAGCGAUAUUCCGCGGUAAUGGUGGGAGAUCUGCCGGUCGAGAACGUAGCAAGGCUUCUUUCGCUGCCGAGCGGCGAGAGAGAAAGAAGAAAGAGCAGCAGUUGCGGGAGAGUCAAGACCGGGAACGAGAGCGGAGCGCGUCGGCCUCCCAGAGUCGAAGCCCCAGUGCUCCUGCUGCCGAGGGUCGUGCGAGGGAGCAACGAGAGUCGACUGUGCCCAGUCCCGAGCCUGAAGCAGUACCAGAAGGGCAGUCCAAGUCUGGAGCACAGCAGCAACCAACUCCUCCGCCGACCCAGAGCCAAGAUACACCCCAGGUUUCCUCAUCAGGUCCUCCUCCCAUACGCGUUUCGGCUACAAUUCCAAAAGUCUCCUCCUCAGCCCGGCCUCAAAUCCAGCAGUCUACACCGUCAAGUCAAGGUACGGCAGGCCCAACUCAAGAAACCACACCAGGUGGUGACGCUGAUAAUGAAGACGACAACAAUGGGGACGACGACGAUCAGGAUGAAGCUGAGAACGAUGAUGAAGAAGACGAUUACGUCCGAGAAGAUGUAGACCUUGACGCUGCGUUUGCCGGCGAAGAGUAUGAAGAUGAUGAGUACUAGAUGCACGUCCUCUCACAGUGACGAUUUCUGCAAGUGGAAGUGGAUAUCGAUGUGGACAUAUGAGCGCGAUUCUGUGCCACUGUGUUUCAGGCGCGGUUGGGGUCGCCCUGAAUGACAGCCGGAUGGCAACUGGGGUCGGGCUUGUGGAAGACAUGAAGACAUGAAAACAUUUUGACAGCUGAUGAGAUGAGCUGUGCUAUGAUAUUAUUCCAUA